AUGGCAUCGACUCAAGCUAAUGCAAGUGAAAAUCCGACUAACAUUCCAGCUUCUCAGUCAGGAAGUGCAGCUGGAAUCGCUAGUAAAAGAAAAGUUGCUAAGAAUGCUCUUGGAAGUAGAACUGAUGUAGGAUGGGAGCACGGGAUAUCUGUUGGAGAAGAUGGAAAGAAGAUACAAUGUAAAUACUGUCAUAAAAUUUUUUCAGGAGGAGUUUAUAGAUUGAAACACCACCUAGCAGGAACUCAAAAAGAUGUUGGGGCUUGUACAACUGUUAGUGAUGAAGUUAAGAAGCAAAUGUGGGAUGUUGUGAGUGGGUUGCAAGUAAAUUUGAUGAAGAAAACAAACAUGGGUGGGGCAAGCCCAGGAGAAGCUACUAAAAAAGUUGACACUACCGGUGAAAAAAGAAAGGGAAAAGAACUAGAUGGCAACAUAUUCAAGAAAAUACGCAUUAGUACUCAAACAACAAUCAACAAUAUAUUUAAGAAGAAUUUGAGAGAGAAAGUAUGUUUAGAGAUUAGUGCUUUUUUCUACAACAAUGGCAUCUCCUUUAAUGUUUCAAGGAGCGAGGAAUACAGUAGAAUGUUUGAGAAAGCUAUAAGAUACGGACAAGGAUUCAAGCCACCAUCCUACCAUGAAUUAAGGGUGUCUCUUUUGAAGAAACACGUGGAGCUUGUUCAACAAUCACUAGAGGAACAUAGAGAAUAUUGGAAGCAGGUUGGUUGCCCAAUAAUGACUGAUGGUUGGACAGAUAAGAGAAGACGAACCAUCCUAAAUUUUUUGGUUAAUAGUCCUAAAGGGACUGUUUUUUUGAAAUUCAUUGAUGCCUCUCACAUUACUAAGACAGCUCAUAAAAUCUUUAAAAUGAUAGAUGAUGUGGUUGAAGAGGUUGGUGAAGAAAAUGUCAUCCAAGUUGUCACCGACAAUGCGGCUAACUACAAAGCUGCAGGAGAAAUGCUAAUGAAAAAGAGAAAAAAGUUAUUUUGGACGCCUUGUGCAGCACAUUGCAUUGAUUUAAUGUUAGAAGACUUGGAAAAAAAAGUAACACUUCACAAGGACACAAUUUAUAAAGGUAGAAAGAUUACUACUUACAUAUAUGCUAGAACUGCUCUUAUUGCACUACUACACAUCCACACUAAGGGGAAAGAUUUGACAAAAGAUGGAAAGAUAAUUGCAAGUGUAGUGUUAGAUAAGGUGCUUUGGAAGGAAGUCGUAAUUUGCUUGAGGGCUGCCUACCCUCUUCUUCAUGUGCUUCGUAUGGUGGAUUCAGAAGAAAAGCCGGCAAUGGGAUUUAUUUAUGAAGAAAUGACAAGUGCAAAGGAAAAAAUACGAGAUGCAUUUCAAGGAGUUGAGACAAGUUAUAUACCUAUUUGGGACAUUAUUGAUGCAAGAUGGGGCAACCAACUUCAUAGGCCAUUGCAUGCUGCAGGCUAUUAUUUGAAUCCUCAAAUUCAUUAUAGCUCUGGUUUUAAAAUUGCUUAUGAGCUUAAGAAGCAGUUUUAUGCUUGUAUGGAAAGGAUGACAGGAAAUCCAGAUUUAAUCACUAAGAUGGAUGUUCAACUUGAAGAUUUUAAGACUCGAAAAGAGUUUUUUGGUAGUAAAGUAGCUCAAAAUGCAAUUUAUACUAAAACUCCAGCUCAAUGGUGGGAUUCUUAUGGAGAUCAGCAUCCAGAACUCCAACAAUUUGCAAUUCGUGUCUUGAAUUUGACAUGUAGUUCAUCUGGAUGUGAACGUAAUUGGAGCGCUUUUGAGAUGGUUAGUAAUUAAAUAUAAGUUGCAUUUUACUUUUAUAAAUUUGGUUGUUAAUUCUUCAAUUCUAUCUU
Messenger RNA from Arachis ipaensis, 1820 nucleotides. Lineage: Eukaryota; Viridiplantae; Streptophyta; Magnoliopsida; Fabales; Fabaceae. The record is from RefSeq and is a predicted model, not a curated record.